Nothobranchius furzeri (turquoise killifish) is the source of this 2948-nucleotide messenger RNA. RefSeq names its product solute carrier family 4 member 1 adaptor protein (gene slc4a1ap). The record is from RefSeq and is a predicted model, not a curated record. Gene Ontology annotation, molecular function: protein binding; mRNA binding. Lineage: Eukaryota; Metazoa; Chordata; Actinopteri; Cyprinodontiformes; Nothobranchiidae.
AGCUUCGUUUUCUUCCGGUGUGGAGGCGUUGUGUCAUGUUUACUAAAUUAUUUCGUACGAACUCAUUUUACAGUUGCACCAAACAAACAUGGCCGCGUCCCCGAUUACAGACGUGAGGAAUAUGGACGAAGAAAACAGCUCUGAAGUGAAAACCGAGGACAGUUUAGCGCCUGAAAAUGGAGACAAACGCAAAGAAGAAGAAACGUCUGGAAGUAGCGAGACGGUGGAUCCGUUCAAGAAACCAGCCAUGUUCGCAGUUCCUCCCAACAAACGCGUCGCCUCAACAGCCGAGCCAGGAUGCCAACAGAAGAGCCGUGUUGCAGACAGACCCGAGGAGACAACGUCUGAUGCUGCCGGUGACAGUAAAAUACUGGAAAAAACACAAAAACUAGACGAAAGUACUGUAAAAGAGCGGAGACAGGAAUUUAAACCGGAGGUGGCUCCUGUCAAAGCUGGAAAGUUCCCCCCUCUCCCGUACACAGAGCCGCCCUGGGGGGGCCCUCCGUCAGACAUCCCCUACUCACUGGAAAUCCUUAAAAACGGCACUAUAGUGGACACAGUCCCCCUCACUCACAGCAGCUACUUUGUAGUUGGACGUCUGCCAGUGUGCCACGUGUCCCUGGAGCAUCCGUCCAUCUCCAGGUACCAUGCAGUGAUCCAGUUUCGGGGACAAUCUGGAGAGGAGGGCUGUGUGGGAGAGGAGAGGGGCUUUUACAUUCAUGACCUGGGCAGCACGCAUGGCACGGUGGUAAACAAAAACAAAGUCCCCCCGAAGACCUACGUCAGGCUGCAUGUGGGUCACGUUUUGAAGUUUGGGGGGAGUACUCGGCUGUUUGUCCUGCAGGGUCCAGAGUUUGAUGAGGAAGAGGAGUCUGAGCUGACGGUGACAGAGCUGAGGGAGCGAGCUCGCAAACAGAGAGCAGAGCUGGAGAAAAGGAUGAUGGGAAACCUUUCUGACGGAGAGGAGGAAGAGGAGGAGGUUAGGGAGGAAGGGAGCACCAAGGCUCAAAGCAAAAAAGUCGAUUCAGGCUGCACAUGGGGGAUGGAUGAAGAGGCAGCUCCAGAGGAAGAUGAGAAUGAGGAAAACCCCUUUUCUACGGAGUUCCUUGAAGACCAGGAAGCGGCGUAUCUGAAAGACCCAAAGAAAGCUCUGCAGGGGUUCUAUGACAGAGAGGGAGAGGAGCUGGAGUUUGAGUAUGAAGACAAAAACCACGGCACGUGGCUCUGUAGAAUAAAGCUGCCGGUGGAUGAUGCAGCGGGGCGUCAGCUGGUUGCCGAGGUAACCCACACAGGGAAGAAGAAGGAGGCAGCUGUCCAGUGCUGCCUCGAGGCUUGUCGGAUGCUGGAGGCCAGAGGGCUGCUGCGACAGGAAGCAGUGUCCCGUAAGAGGAGGAAGAAGAACUGGGAGGAUGAGGACUACUACGACAGCGACGAUGACACCUUUCUGGAUCGUACCGGGACUGUGGAGAAGAAGAGGCAGGAGCGGAUGAAGAAGGCGGGAAAGCUUGAGGAGCGGCCCGACACCUACGAGUCUUUGGUGGCCAAGCUGUCUGCAGUGGAAACGGAGCUGGCAGACACGCAGAGAAAACUCAACACUGGUAGACAAGACUCUUCGUCCUCCUCCACCGAGGACUCGCUGGACGCCUUCAUGACAGCGGUGAGAAGCGAGGCAUCGAUGGACGCUGUGGAGCGCAGGAAGCUUCACGUGCACGUGGCUGACCUGCGUAAAGAGGCGCAGAGGCUUCGUAAACUGGUGGACCUGACGCGGCCGGCGCAGAUGCCCUCACUUCUCCCCGGUGGGAGCUCAGAGGGAGAGAAGCCUAAAAAAACCUUACCGCUGUUUGGAGCCAUGAAGGGAGGAAGCAAGUUUAAACUGAAGACCGGGACCAUCGGGAAGCUGCCUCCCAAGAGGCCCAGCCUGCCUGCAGAGCUCUUCAACAUGAAAGAGCUUCCGCCUGGUGGGGAGGAGGAGGAGGAGGAGGAAGAAGCUGGGAUAAAUAAAGAUGGAGAUGAAUGUAGCAUCGCUGAGUCUAAAGCUGAUGAAGAAGAGUUCAGUGCACCCAUAUCUGAGGAGAACACUCCUUUGAAAGAAGAGUCCUCGGAGGUCAAAGAAAAAAUCCACAAACCGAAGAGAAGCGAUGAAGCGGAGCAGCAAGCCUGCGUGAGCAGCAGGAAGUCGGUAACCCCUCCAAGUCCAGACCUGAAGGCAGGGGGCGACGCAGAGCCAGCUGCAGACCCCAGUCCCAAAAAGAAGAAACGCAUGAUGGGCCCCAGCAGACCCCCAGUCCAGCUGACAGGAGAGUAUCCACAGGAUGACCCAGAAUAUUCAGUGUGGAUGCCUCCUGCAGGUCAGACUGGAGACGGCCGCACUCACCUCAACGACAGAUACGGCUACUGAGGAGGGACACCGCAGAUCGGUUUCUACUUGCUCUCAUCGUCCCAUCUCAUCCCUACAUCUCCGCAUCAUGUCUCAGACUGUGACAAAGAGAGAACACGAUGUUAGAACUCGUCCUGCUCCUCGACGGAGAGCGCUGGAGUCGUUUUGUUUCAUCUCAGCAGCAUCCUCUCUGCCGCCACCUUUUCCUUUUUUCCUCUGAAGGAGGGAAUUGUAGCAGGGAGGGAAAGCAUUCAAGCAGCUUUUCUGACCAUCUGGACACUUGGAUGGAGUACUGGAUGAAACGUAAGCUGAUAAUGACUCAAGCUAAGUGGAGUGUGUUUGUGACCGCGCACGUACACACACACACUGCCCAAAGUUCUCUUUUUAACGAGAUUGCCUUGGUGAGCGCUCGGUGUGUGUUAACUCCAAGCAGGAUUCUUUUUGGGAAAUAUCUUCUGCUUCUUGUUCCUGAAGCAUCUCGCUCACUUCCCUCCGUCUCCUGUUUGGUUUCGUAACACAAUAAAUGUAAAAUGUAUUUUGUUGAAUAAUAAAAUUGUUACACGUCUGGGAA